GUGGUAAUGUGGCAGUGUUGCAGGUAACAUGAUUUAUAGUUUAUUAUUUUGAUGUACCGCAGAACAUUAUCAAUUAGGUUUGAUGAAAUAAUAUUAUGAUAUUGUAGGCUUGGGCGGUUGAAAGACUUUCUUUGCAUGGUCAUGCUUCACACAGGUUUUUCCCGCGCAUAAUGCGAUGGUUCCCGUAUAAAUCAAGGACCGAAAAAAUUGAACAUAUAUUUAAGACCGGAGAUUUAAAUCUGGAGUGGUAUGUAAGAAAGGAAGAUCGUCAUCGCCCGGAAAUCCGUGCAGCUUUCCACAUGGAUGACGGAGGGAUGAGUGAAGGAUCCUUGGCUGAAGGAUCCAAGGUUGAGAAAGAUGAUGACGAAAGCUCUGAUGAGGGCACAUGGGAAGUAGGUGCCGAGGAGAGAUUGAGGAAAAACAAUGAAGAUCUCAGAGCAUUGAAUGCCAAGAUUGGAGUUCUUACUAGGGAGUUAUUUGAAAUUUGUCAAACUCCAAUCUUUACUGAAGAAGAUGCAUGUGGUACUGAUGAAGAAGUUGCUGGUGGAGUUGAUGAAGCACCUGAAGUUGGAGGUGACGAAGAGGCUGAAGUUGGUCGUGAUUGUAUAUUUAAACAACAAGGUGAUGAUAAUGCAGUUGAUGACCCCCUAGGUGCAUAUACGGAAGUAAGAGGGGAGGAUAAAAUCUCAUGAAGAUGAGAUAGUUUCAAGAAGUCAUGAUAACAUUGUUUGUAUUGAAAUCCAUGAUGAUGGUGAUGAAGAAGAACGAUAGGUCGUACCAUUGGUUAUCCCCCCAUUGCGCAAUUUUGUUGGGGAUCCAAGCACCACUAUUGAUGUAGACCAUUUGUACAGAGCAGUCAGCGUCAGAGAGAUCACUGUAUACAGGUAUUUGCUUUGAAUUGUAGUUGUGGUUGGCGAAUCUCUAUAUUUUGUGAUGGACUAAUAUUUAUAUGUUUAGGGUUGUAUGCGAGAUAAUUGGGCAAACGUUGAGCACGACUUCAUUUUACACUUUGACCCCGAUAAAAUACGUUGAUAACAUGGUUAGUAUUGUGAGUUUUCUUUGUGUUUCAUGUUGUUGUUUAUGUUAGUAAUGUGAAAAUUUUUUAUUGUGUAGGUGGUGUUAUUUGCUUGUACGAUGUUUAUGUACUUUGAGAAAAGGUUGUGUGGUGUUGUUAAGAGGAUUCAUUUUAGUCCAUUAUACUUGGUAAAUAAAAUUUGAUAUUGUAUCAUAUAUUUCAUUGAAGAAAUGAUUUUUGAUUGAUGAUUUUGAAAUUGUCCACAACACCAUAUUCUUACAGAUUAUAGGAAACGUCCACAGAAUCGUCAUGUUUGGACGCUUCAUAACUAUAACAGUUAUCUGCGUUGCGAUCAGUUUGGACUUCGAGACAUUGCCACAGCUGACUUUGUGAGUAACCUUUAAUGUGCAAUAUUUGUCCAGUUUUGGUCGGAAAUGUUUUAUUGAUAUUGUUUUUAUUGUUUGUAGUUGUUUAUGCCAUUUGUCCACGAUGAUCAUUGGUGGUGUUAUUCAGUGAAAUUGAGUUCAUUAGAGAUAUUUGUGAUUGACUCUUUGGGUAAAGGGAUCAGAGACCGGAAAAGGAUAGACACAAUCUGUUGUAAGAUUCCACAUAUUUCAUUGUUGAUGACCCUGUGAUUGUUAGAUAACCCUGUAUUGUUUAGCAUUUUUUUUGUAUUUAUUAACUGGUAGGCUGAAAAUAUGGCACGGUUUUUUUGCCUCUUGAUGAAUAGACCGGAAGGUAGUAUUGGUCCUUUGACUGUUCAACAAGCAAAUAUCCCAUCCCAACCAAACUUGUAAGUUUUUUGAAUUGUACUGCUGUAUUAUAUUGUGUUGUGAUGAAUAUAUGGUGAAAAGUAAUUUUAUGUGGUGGAUAUAUUAUUUCAGACAUGAUUGUGGAGUCAAAAUUUUGAAAGCAACGGAAAUUUGGGAUGGAGACGACAAAUACAACGGAAAAAACAUGCCUCAAUAUACAACUGUAAGUAGCAAUUGUGUGUUUGUUAAAAUUAUUUUAUGUGUUGGUUUCUAAUGGGGAAAAUGUUGGUUUCAAGAGGAGCUGCUUGGGAUUAGAAAGAAAUAUGUAUGUAAAUGGAUCUUGGACAACGAGAACAUAAGACGAAUGGAAGCCCUAGAGCUAUAUGGCAUUCUUUAGGAUUGGUUACACAUGAACAAAUUUGUCUUGUAACACAACAUGUUUAUAUAUGUACAUAAUGUUAGUUGACAAUGUAGACAUUGUUUUUGUAAUAAGAUUAUUGGUUGGACUUUCAAUUUAAUUGUUUUGACGUUGUGUUUGUUAUAAUGAAUAAAUCUUUUAUUGAAAAAAUAACGCACCAUUAUAAUAAGUAUUUCAAAAGUAAGGGAGGGUUUCAUAAGUGAAAUUAAGGGUCAUUACUGCGAGGGAGUUGAACAAGUUCUGAGUUGGGCUGGUGAACAAACUAAAUGGUAAUCGUUUACAGUGGGUUAGUAAACGAUUACGCGACAAUAAUGUGUGUUUUGUACAGAAAUUUGAAUUGAAAUAGUGAAGCAGGGUGACUUUGGUCACCAUUGGCAAAAACUGUUAUUUUGACUCAGAGUUGCACUUGUGUUUGGAAGAUAUUGGUGUUUUAGUGGUCUUAGAGGGUAAUAGGGGAUGUGAGGUGACCCCAAGUAGUGGGGAAGAACCCAUUUUCAGUGGGGGAAACAACUUGGGCAAAGCCUGAGCUAGUCUGCUGAAAAACACACAUUCGUAAUCGUUUACACAGUCCUCGUAAACGAUUACGCGAGAAUAUUCCAAGUAUUGUACAGAAAUUUCAACUGCAAUAGUGAGUCAGGGUAACAUGGGUGACCAUUGUAAAAAACAGUUUGUUGGAGUCACAUGUGCACUUGUAUUUGGAAGAUGUUAGUCAUAAACUGUUGGUAGAUGGUGGUUGGUGAUGUGAUGUGACCCGAAGGAGUGGGGAAUGAGGCAAUGUGAGUGGGGGGACCAAGUUGUGGAAGGGCUGAGUGAGUCUCCUCAAAACACCCUGUUGUAAUCGUUUACAGUGUGUUUGUAAAUGAUUACGCGAUCGAAAUCCAGACUUUGUACAGAAACCCCAACUGAAGUAGUCAGUGAGGGCAACAUAAGUGACCAUUGUCAAAACAUUAUGUUUGACUCAGACGUGCACUUGUGUUUGGAAGUUGUUAGUCUAUGGUUGUUUGUAGAUGGUGCUUGGUGAUGUGAUGUCACACCAAGGAGUGGGGAGUGACCCAUUUUGAGUGGGGGACCAAGUUGUGCAAGGGAUGAAUCAGAGUGGUCCAAAAAUCCUGCUGUAAUCGUUUACACAGUCCUGGUAAACGAUUACGUGAGAGAAAAUCAUGUUUUGUACAGAAACUUCACCUGAAGUAGUCAGUCAGGGUAACACGGGUGACCAUUGUCAAAACCAGUAUGUUUCAGUCAUAUCUGCACUUGUCUUUGGAAGAUGUAUGUGUUUGACUGUUUGUAGAUGGUGCUUGGUGAUGUGAUGUGACUCCAAGUAGUGGGGAGUGACCCAUUUUGAGUGGGGGGACCAAGUUGUGCAACGGAUGAAUCAGAGUGGUCCAAAUACCCUACUGUAAUGGUUUACACAGUUCUGGUAAACGAUUACGUGAGAGAAAAUCAUGUUUUGUACAGAAACUUCAACUGAAGUAGUCAGUCAGGGUAACAUGGGUGAUCAUAGUCAAAACCAGUAUGUUUGACUCACAUUUGCACUGGUGUUUGGAUUAAACCAAUAAACAUGCGACACGUGGCGUUGUAAAAAAAGUGUUAAAAAAUCGUUGUUAGAAUAUCGCAGUCCGUUAGAGAAUUAAUAGCACUCGCAUCACAAGGACAAUGUUUAAUCUGGCUGCCUUGCUUUUUGUUUCCUUUUGUUAACUCUGCUAUCUGUCAAAUUAAAUACGGUCUUCCCACAAUGGCAGUUUCAUAGAUACAGCUUGACCGUGCCAAGGAAUCCACGAAGUCUGCACUCUCUACUUGAACUGGUAGUUUGAAUGAUGUGGAAUUUCUUUCAUUUAAUCCUCCCGCCCCACUGGAAUUAAGAAUACUGUGACUCUUGCAUCAUUGCUUCCUUCUCUAUUAUCUAUCAUGGAUUUCUCUACACGCUUUGUCACAAAUAAAAAGGAGAAUUGUGUUGCUUUUACUUGUCGUUUGCCCAAGACUAACUGUUU
Molecule: messenger RNA, 4173 nt
Organism: Vigna angularis (adzuki bean)
Lineage: Eukaryota; Viridiplantae; Streptophyta; Magnoliopsida; Fabales; Fabaceae
Exons: 2
Coding region: 171-692 (173 amino acids)
Source: RefSeq, a predicted model, not a curated record